AAAAUGAAUCACAUUCACUGUUCACAUUGAUGAUAGAGUUCGAUUCAUUAUGAUUAUGGUUUGUUGAAUGUAGAUUGUAGUUAGUUGUAGGCCUACUGCCUACUAAUAUUACUACGACUUAUUAUAAUAGUAGUAGGCCUGAUAAUAAUAAUAAUAGUACAAUAGUAGUAAUUAGUAGCCAUUUCAAUUUAGUUUAGUAUUCACCAUCUGUAAAGUCAUUAGGCUGUGUAAAGUUAUAAAUAAUAAUACACUAGACUAGUGUUUCUCAAACUGGGGUCUGCGGAGCGUUUUCAGGGGGACAAUGAUGGGGUCACUUAAACUUAAAUACGAAUUUUGGGCUAUUUUCGUUUUUUUCCGCUGGUUGCUAUUUCCUGUGGAGGAAUCAAAAUUAGUUCCCACGAGACUUGGUAAUGUGGUAUAGUAUAUUCACUAAAUUUUCACUUCAACUUUUUGUGAUCCAGCUUGAGGAAAUGAUGGAUGAGAAUGUCACCAAGGUCUGACAAGCAACUGGAAGAUGAUUUUUUUUUGUUUUGUUCUCUCAGCAGCAGAACAACUGCAAAAUAAAUAUUUGAUAAAGUGGACAAAUUCUUUGAGGCACAUAGUAUCAGAUGGGAAUAUGUCAUCAGUCAUUGGCAUUUGUACUGACGGCGCUCCAAGCUUGAAUUAAUGCCAUUUUAGUUUUCAAACUUGUUAAGCGAAAAUCCCCAAAAAUUAUUGGUACUGGUAUCUACAAACUGCACAAAGUUAGUAAAGAAGAAAUUGCCACAAUUCCACAGCUAAACACAUAUGUUGAUGAAAAUGAGCUUUAAGUCCACGACAAUAUCUUUGAUGUGAUGAAACAUCAUGUAUCAAUCCUUAUUGAGGAAAUUUCUCAUUAUUUUCAUGAUCUAUUCUAUAGCCUACCAAUUUGAAAAAUACUAUGGCUUUAUCAACAAACCCUUUGUAUGCUUCUUUAGUGAUCUCCCUUUGGAGGACAAUUUAAUUCAAGAUUAUUGAUUUGAUAAGUGAUUGGGCUGAAAAAAAUGUUUUCCUUGAAAUGUGUUGUAGUGAUUUUUGGAUUGAAAUGUCGCAUCCCUAUCCCAGUGUUGUAAAGAUGGCUCUAAGGUUGUUGAUUCCAUUUGUAACCACAGCUUUUUCCAAACUACUUGAUAUCAAAACAAAACCCAGAAACAGAUUGGACGUAAACAAUAACAAAAGAGUUACAGGGGCCAAAACAAUACCAAACCAAGAAAAACUGGUCAAGACAAUGCAGAUGCAUCAAUACCUUUAAAUUUACAUUUGAUGACUAAGUUCUGCUAUUUUCUGAACAAACAAUUGUUUGUCAAAAAUGUUUUGGUAACAGUACCCUAUAUGUAUAUGUUAAUUGCAGUUAAUUGAAAAGGGAGCUUCACUGAAGAAACCAUAAAAAUAAAUUUGAGAACCACUACUUGAGAGUAUUACUAACUUAAUAUUAACUAUCGGUACCUUAAACACUAUUUAAGUCUAAAGCAGCUUUUCCCAAAUGAUGGAUUGAUGAUCGUGACCUGGCAAAAUACGGGGUCUAGGCAGGGUUUCUUUCAGGCAUAUCUCAGGGGGGCACCGCCACCCUGGGGAAAGUCCAUUCCCCUCUCCCCCCCCCCUCCGAGCAAAAUGUGUAAAACAAUAUAAAUAUUAGUUUUUUAAAAUUAAAAACUACUAAAUUUUCUUUUUUAAAUUAUUUUUAAAAAUAUUAAUAUCUGGUGCCUUUUACCGAUUACAAUAAGUGGAAUAUAUGAAAUAUCGAAACGCUCGAUAUAUUUGAAUAUUAGUAUAUUUAAGUCUAAUCUUGUUAAAGGCGUAUAGUAUUCUAUUAUAAAUAUCCCACUGGCUGCUCCUGAUUAUAAAUCGAAGUUUUACUUCCCGCAGUUCGUAUAUAUCAGUAUUUUAAUUCAUUUAUUUUUGGCAACAUCACAAGUUUAAUGAUUAAAAUAGCACUGUAUUUAAUUACCUUUACAUCAAUAGCAAGGUAUACAAUUUUAAUAAUAGUUCUUGCUAAGUAUCAAACAUGGGCAAUCUAUAAUUUUCAAAUCAUGUUUCAUCAUAAAAGCAUGACUUUUACAGUAGAGAUAGGUGUUUAUUAUACAUUGUAUGAUGGCGUUAUUCUUAAAAAAAUAUUUUUAUUUGCUUGACUUUAAAUUAGUCGACGCCAUGUGUGUUGAGUUAUACAAAACCGAAACUUUAAAAAAAAAAUUAAACAAUUUUUUUUUAAAAAAUUAAGAAUUUAACGGGGGCAACAAAAAGUGCAAAAUUUCAUCCACUAUUGAAAGCUUUUGUGUUUUCUUUUAAAGUGCUACUUUUGAAACAAUGUUUCCUGAAUAACAGAGGUUAAAAAAAAUCGUAUCCGAAAAUUUGUUUGAAAGAAAUUUCGUCGAACGUAAGUUUGGUCUAAUCUUUUUUUUCAGUUCACACGUUAAAAUUUUGCGUAACAUUUCCCUUUGAACGCACUAUUUUCAAAAAGAAAUGCUUUUUAGUGAUGGAAACAUUUUUAUUAUUAUUUAGUGUGUGUUUGUUGAAAAUUCAUUUAUUAAUUAGUUAUGCCCCCAAAAUAUUGUAAAUAACAGCGAUGUUACUAUUUUUAAUAAUAUACAAAUUUAUUUUGCAUAACACUAGCAGGUCAAACACUUUUUCGUUUUGCCAAUACCCCCCCCCCCCCACCCCUUUCUUUUUUUUCCAACCUGCAUUGAAAGAUGAUAAUAAAGAAAAUAUUCACAUCACAUCUUUAAAUCCCUAAAAUAUCCAAGCCACCCUGCAUCGUAGGGGUUGCUGGGCGUACACGAUGGUUCUAAGGUUAAGUGAAACUUACAUUUUUUAACUAAGAUUUCUUCCGUUGCUCUCCAGUUAAGUGUAGAGUGUUGCAAAACUAAGUUCAGAAAUGUGAUAAAAUGCAUUCUUGUAUUUUUAAUUUAGCAAAAAAUUUCUGGAGACUAUUAAGAUUUAAGGGGCGAGAAAAAACUAGGGCUAAAGUAUACCCUUAAGGGUGACUCAACUAGAAUGAAUUUAGUUUACGUCCCACUGGUGCGGAAUUUAAGAUGUCUUUGAUCAGUUUUUUGGCUAAUUUUAGCACUUCUCAAAGUUUGAAAUGCAACCUCAAAAUUGUCUGAAAGAAACAACAAAUUCAUGUAUGAGCCAAAAUGCACCACUGCAUUUUAAGUUUGCCCGACUGUCUUUAGCACCCUAAAUGUCUGCACCCCCUUCACUCACGCUGAUCAAUGGUACAGUAUGGGGUUCAUUAAUAGCUUGUGACAAAUGCUUACUUUGGGGCACGCCACAAACAGAGUGAAUCCAGUUCAUGUAUGGCACUGGGCGCCAUAAUGCCUUCAACAAAACCUUAAAAAUGUCUUUCCCCAUUCAAAAAGUAUAAUAGAAACAUUGAAUUCAAGUAUACUCAAAAAUACACCUCUUGAUUUUGAAAUAAUCAAAAAUUUUCUGUGGAGCAGGCUCCCCAGACCACUUCACCAAUCAAGUUUCAUCAGCGCCCUCAACUUCCGCCAUACUUCCCGAUGAAAAUGAUCGCCGAUUUCAUUAUCGAUUGAUACCCUGCCUAGUGGCACAGCUACUCCGCAGUUGUCAGAAAAUGCCACACCUGCAUACAGGGCCGUUCUUCCUCCUCAUCCUCAUGUCCCUUAGUUCUUGGACCGUUGGGGCGCCACAGAUGACAUGUGAACCAUCCUCUUCAUUCCUCUCUGUCUUCAGCACUAGGCACUGCAUCACUCAGUGUUAGUCCUGUCCACUCUUUGAUGUUAUCCUCCCUUCUUUUUCUUUGUCUUCCUCUUCUUUUCCCUCCUCUUGUGGUGCCCUGCUCUUGUGGUGCCCUGCUCUUGUGGUUCUUAGGCAUAGGCAAAGUAGGUGACUUCCUAGGGCCCCACUGCCAAGGGGGUUCCGCCAUGCGCUUUUUUUUUUAAGCCUAAAACUUGCGAAUCUAUAUUAUUAUAUUUCAGAAAUACACAUUUUCUCUAGUAGCGGAAUUAUCAAUAUGGUUAGUGGUUACACGCGAGCAAAGAGGAUACAGUAAUGAAGGCAAAGGGGUGGUGCAGCAGUGGUGGGUGAUGUUUUCUCCUCGGCUCCUGGGGAGCUUUGCCCCCAGACUCCCUUUCCAGGGCCCCCUACAUGCGCCCCAUGCAUAGGGCCCCCAUAAUCCUUAGAACGGCUCUGCUGCAUAUAAAUAGAAAGUGACACCUGGUUGGGCACCUCAUGCGCCCUAUUUUGACGAUACUAGCAGGGGCGUAUCUACAGCGUCCGGAGGCAAGAUUAAUUUUUAUGCGCCCCCUCCCCCCCCCCAUCACCUCAGUGUUUCAAAUGAUAUAUAAAAAAAUCAUUUAUACAUUUAUAGGUGUUGAUUAAAACAUUUUUGUUGAAAAUGGAAUAGGAAAUAAACACAGGCUAGGAGAAAACGUGGAAGACAACAAAAAAAUCUCAGCAAAAACCUUAUUCAGCAUACCAAAUAUUAGUAAAAAUAAAGAUAUUAAAAAAACAAAAAAAAACAACUUACAGUUAUAGUACAGGUAUUGUAUACUAGAGCUAUGUGUGACCUAGUCUAAAAGUGAAAAUGAGUAAUUGGCAAGGCUGCCAGAGGGAGCACAGUCUCAACAGGUGAAGGCUGAAGCUAAAACAAAACACAAGGAUUGCCGGUAUCAUAAAAGUAAAUCAGGCAUUUGAAAUGUUACAUCCAUAUGGAUCAAACAAUCUGAGCACCAACAUCAGGACAAAAUCAUAUGUGUUUUCCUUAAUGAUCAGCACUUUAGAAGGGAAGAUGGCCAUUAUCUGACAAAAAGCCUAUUAAGGUAAUAUAGAAUCUUCUGACUCAAGAAAAUCUUAAGUGAUAAACUGGGACAACCAGGCACAGUCUGGAGGUAGCUGGGUAUGUGUGUAAAAUGCAACUAAACUCACUAAGAUAGAAAACUUGGGGGAGGGGGGGGGAUGAAACCGGAGAUGACCUAAAGACAUGGGGAUUAGAAACUAAAAAUAUGUUUUUGUUAUUAGAAUCUACUACAAAGGAAAGAAAAUUCGUAGCCUCUGAUACAGUGGUUCUUAACCUUUUUGGAGGUACCGAAUCCCACCAGUUUCAUAUGCGCAUUCACCGAACCCUUUUUAAUAGGAAAAAUAAAAUAUGAUUAUUUUUUUUUUUUUUUUUUUGGACCUCCGCCGAACCCCUGAGACUGACUCACCGAACCCCUGGGGUUCGAUCGAACCCAGGUUAAGAACCACUGCUCUAAUAAUUUUCAAUUUCUAAUAAUAUUUUAUUGUUAUAAUAUUUUAGCCUUAAAUUUAAUUUAUAUUUCAAAUUUCAAUAGCCUAAAUAUAAAGUUAGAAUUGAAGUCAAUAAAAUUUGGGAUAUUUCACUUUAAAAAGACUCUAUGACUGAUUAUAUUUUAACAAAAGUUGGGUUUUUUGUGUUUUUUUUUAACUAAACACCCCCCCCCCUUUUUUCUCUUUAUUUAUUUCAAGGUUUGCAUCUAAAUUUUUGUUGUAACUAGUGUUAAGCCAUCACAGCCACUGGCGGCUCAAGAUGGUUGCUGGCGCUGGCUUUAAAUAUAAAGUUAGAAUUGAAGUCAAUAAAAUUUGGGAUAUUUCACUUUAAAAAGACUCUAUGACUGAUUAUAUUUUUACAAAAGUUGGGUUUUUUGUGUUUUUUUUUAACUAAACACCCCCCCCCCCUUUUUUCUCUUUAUUUAUUUCAAGGUUUGCAUCUAAAUGUUUGUUGUAACUAGUGUUAAGCCAUCACAGCCAAUGGCGGCUCAAGAUGGUUGCUGGCGCUGGCUAAUAGUUUUGGCUGCAUUUUUUACCCAGUUCAUUGUGUGUGGCAUCACAUAUAGCUUGGGAGUGUUCCAUGUCAUUUUUAAAGAUAUUUUUUAUGAAAGUCAUUUUGACACAAGCUGGAUCGGAUCAAUUCUUCUCUAUGUAACAGCAUUAUCAAGUAAGUGAUGAACACAUUGAUAUUGAUACACUAUAUGGAAUUUAACUUUUUUACACAGUAUUUAAAAGUUGUAAAGUCUGCCUUAGAUUUGUAAAAAUGUACUUUGUUUAUAACAUCAUUUAGUGAAAAUCUGAUUUGUAACAGGGUCUGACAUGAGGAUGGACUGGUUUUUAAGAUAAUGAAAAUGAGCCAUAAGUUAUUUUAACUGGGAAAUCCCCCAUGUGGUAAAAUUUUAUGCUGCUUUAUUUACAAUGUGGAAUUCUUGUAAAAUGUUAUUCAUAUUCUAUUUCUAUAGUCUUUUCAGUUUUCCACUGAGCUUGCAACAAAUCAAGUCCUUUUGUUAGAAAAUAUUUUGAAAGAGGACAUAUUUGUUUGGAAUACUGUUACCAUACAUAAAAUAAUAUUUUUAUAAUAGUAAGUGGUGGCCCAAAAAGCUAUCAGAUGAUACAUGAUAGGUCACUCAGACUCCUUGAGGUGAUGGUGGAAUGAAAAUAUAUGGCUUUUUGGUGUAAUAUAUGGAUGGCCCCUAAAUAUAAUAAAUUCAAAAUCUUAAUCUCUAGGUAUAAUGUUCCGCUUCAUUACAAGCCACUGGGGCUGCCGUGUGAGUGUAAUGCUAGGUGGGCUUCUGGCCUCCGCAGGACUUGGGCUCUGUAUGCUGGCACAAGAGAUGUAUCAGCUUUAUCUUUGCUUUGGAUUAUUAACAGGUAUGGCUACAUAUAAAUAUAUAUAUAUAUAAAUACAUUGUUUUAAAUAUGAGGUGGCCGAGACUCUUACUUUGAUUUCGGAAGUGGGGGCAGAAAUAGGAGUCUUUAGGGGCUCAUUGAGUGCCUCCCGAGCAAAUUGUAAAAAAAAAAUUGAAAUCCAGGGAUGCACUGAUUUAAAUUUUUCUAUAUUCUACACUUAAUUUGAGAGCAACAUAAGAGAUGGCUAGUGAAAAUUCAGUGUCACUAUUUUACUUAUUUUCCAACCACUCUCCUGCUUGUAUUCAGCAGUCACAUGAAAAUAUGAGUUUACACUGUUGCUUCAUUCUCCAUCCAUUCCAAUUCAGAUUUAAAUUAUUUUUGCAUAUUUUUUUAACAUAUUUUUCAAGUAGUUGAAUCAAUUCUGAUGGUGUUACUUGAACAAAUGUAACAAAAAAACUAAAAAUAAUCCAAGGCUAAUUUAAUUUUUAAAUUUUUUAAAAACUAUAUACAAUAACUAAAAAAGACUACACUACUUAUAAUGAAGUAAUAUGUUUCAAAUCAAGGUAAAUUAAUUUUUUUAUGACAUUCAAAUAAUUGGCCUUAACUUAAUAGUGCUUUUUGAGUUGCUACAAUUAUAACUGAAAAAAAACAACAGCCAAUACUUGAAAAGGCCCCAUUUUUGCAAAAAUUAUUGAAGAAGGACGUGACUGCUCCCACUGUCUACAAUUCACUGUUGCAUCCCUUAUAUCAUGUUUUGAUUAUUUAGUUGUGUGUGUAUGAAUUAUGCUGCAGUAUAAUUAUGUUUAAUGUGUGAAGUUGUCUAUAUUAUUGCAUCAGGUAAAGGAGCAGUUUUUAAUAUUUAUUAUUAGCAGCUAUCAUUCUUGUCAAAUAAUUUUUUUGCUUUAACUUUUAAUUUAAAACAGGGAUUGGCUUUGGACUCGCUUGCUCUCCAUCAAUUGUGGCUGUUGAGAGAUAUUUCAUCCACGGCAGAUUUCAAGCUCUAAGCAUUGUUGUAGCGGGCAUUGGAUCAGGCAUAAUCACAUUUCCCAUCCUCAUACGACAUCUGCUGGUACAUUUUGCAUGGAGAGGGACCAUGCUUAUUCUUUCAGGAAUUGCACUUAAUUUAUGUGUGUGUGGAAUGGUUUUGAAACCGUUGAAAUUUGAGAAAGAGAUCAAAUUGAUGCCCAUGCUGUCGUGUUUUGUAUUAAGACACCCAUUAUUUCAUGGGAUGUGCUUUGCUAACUUGUUCUGGAGCUUCGGGUCAACCGUAAUUUACAUGUACUUGCCGUCGUAUGCAAUGGCCAGAGGUUCGUCGUUCGAAGCAGCAGUUUUCCUUGUGUCAUGUGUCGGAAUGUCCAGUUUUGCAAGCCGAAUGAUAUUUGCCUUCAUGGGGCCCAAUAGCACUUUAGAUGAUGUCACUUCAGCUUUGUGUCCCAUUGGUCUUGGCAUAGUGAUCACUGGGAUCUCACCUCUUCUUUUUGAGGACUACACUGGCCAGAUAGGCUACACUCUACUUUUUGGCUUCUACAGUGGCUUUUGGACUACAUUUUUAUCUCAAGCUUCACGUGAGCUUUUAGGCCCGGAAUACAUAGCGAUGGGCAAUGGUUACUUAUCUUUCAUGAUUGCACUGGGAGCAUUAACUGGUGGACCACUAACUGGUAAGUUGUUUGAAGUUCACCAAACAUACUAAAUGAACCACACACUGGUACCGUACCAUGAUGCUCCCCUAACAUUUAUAUGAACCACACACUGGUACCGUACCAUGAUGCUACCCUAACAUUUAGAUGAACCUCACACUGGUACCGUACCAUGAUGCUACCCUAACAUUUAUAUGAACCACAAACUGGUACCGUACCAUGAUGCUCCCCUAACAUUUAUAUGAACCACACACUGGUACCGUACCAUGAUGCUACCCUAACAUUUAUAUGAACCACACACUGGUACCGUACCAUGAUGCUUCCCUAACAUUUAUAUGAACCACACACUGGUACCGUACCAUGAUGCUCCCCUAACAUUUAUAUGAACCACACACUGGUACCGUACCAUGAUGCUACCCUAACAUUUAUAUGAACCACACACUGGUACCGUACCAUGAUGCUCACUUAACAUUUAUACGAACCACACACUGGUACCGUACCAUGAUGUUCACCUAACAUUUAUAGGAAUCACACAUUGGUAGCAUUUAACUAUCAGAAUUAACUGUAAUCUGCAGAUCUUUUUCUUUUAGUUACUGGGGUAAUUGAAAAAUACAUACAUUUUUUAAAAAUUCUUUGUUUUUGCAGGUUUACUGUUACAGCAUGAAAAUGAUUUCAAGUAUGCAUUCUAUCUGGCUGGUAAGGAAAGUGGAUUAUUCUUUUGUGUCUUAUAGACCAGAUCAUUUUCAUUAUUUUUGGAGUUCUUAAAUGUUUAUGAAUUAUAAAAAAAAAAAGUCAAGACUAAUGCAUCGAGAUAUAAAUUGACUAUAAAAUGAAGCAGUUCUCUGAUUUUUUAAAAAUCCUCAAUUUUUUGCAUUUGUACUUAUAAUCAAACUGUAAUAAUAGUAUAAAUUAAAGAAAGCUAAUGUAUUUUAAGUUUUCUUAUGCCUUCAAAUAUGGUAAACAAUAUAAACAAUGUCAUCUGCGGUUAAAAAGAAAAAAAAACAUUUAAAAAAAAUAUUUCUUUAUUUCCUAAAAGUUAUCUUAUUCACCAAACAACUGAAUUCCUUAAAAAAAAGUAAAAUGGUCCUUUCAGUAGAUGGUUUAAAAAUGAUACAUAACAUUCAAUAACAUUUUGUUAUCAUUUUACAAGUGAAUUAGAAAACGAAUAAAAUAAUCAAAGAUUAUAAAGAUUAUAAGUAUCCCAUAUCUAAUCCAUCCUGUAGGUGCUUGCUUGCUCUGGAGCUCAGUGGUUAUGGUCCUGUUCAAAUUGAAGAGAUGUACAGCUCGCUUGGAUUCAGCCUCGUAUACAGAUGAUAACACUGACUCUCUCAAGGGAGCGAAAGCUAAAGAACUUAAGGUCCCCUUAAUUUUGGAAGAUAUGCAGCUAUCAAAAGAUGGAAAAAUUUCUCUUUCUCAAAGAGAUAUUGUUGUGUGAGUAUCAAAUAACACUAUAUUGUUGUUUGAGUAUCUAAUAACACUAUAUUGUUGUGUGAGUAUCUAAUAAUACUAUAAUGUUGUGUGAGGAUAUAUCUAAUUACGCUCUUUCUGAAGUGUUUAAAUCCACUAUAAAGACCCUUUCUAAUAUUAAAUCCAUAAAAUAAUGUGCAUUCCCCUCGUCUGGCUAGAUGUUAGGCAGAACAACACAUUUCAUCCAGAUUGCACAUUUAGUAUAUGUUACAACCUUUAUAGCCACAUGCGGCAUUUACAUGAUGAACCAAGCAAGUACAGAAAUAAUUUUUGUGUGCGAUAUUAACAAAAAAAAACUUGUGUCAAUAAAGAGCACCAUUUUUCAUUUAUGACAAUUUUUUCACUUGUUUUCCCAUGACGGCAUAGAAACCAAAAUUUAACAUACUUAAACAACCUGUAAAUAUGUUUCACUUUAAAUGAAAAUUUGCAGGAAUUAUUUUCUUGUCCAAUAGAACAAACUCAGAAGAGGGUCAGGUCAGACCAUGCAAUUUUAAAAUUUCAAAAAACUUGGACCACCCUUUUUAGAAUGGACAGUUUUAUAAACGUUAUUGAAGUUAGAAAGGUCACUUUCUUAGUUCUGUACUUUAAUUUUUUUCAUAUAAUAAAUUAAUGCAUUUCAAUUAUUUAAAUUAUUGCAAGUUUUAUCUUACAUUGUUGACUCUUAAGGCCUAAUUAGGACAUUGAAACUCAGUCAUCCUGAGGGCAACAUAGAGACCUUUUUAACUAUUCCACUAAAAGGACAGGGGGCAUUAAAUAUUUUUUCUUGGGGCAUGAGGCUAGAACGGUGGAAAUAUUAUUUUUUUAAAAACUGUUUAAAAUUAAAAUGGGGAAGCAUAAAGCAUUAAUCAUUGAGAUUCUUGAAAAACAUAGGUGUUUAAAAAAAAAAAAAAAGUUUUUACUCUAACUAUAUAGAACGCUUUGUUGUUACUGGUCAUUAAAAACAGAGACCAACUUCUGCAAUAUUUGAUCACAGAACGUCCAACCAGUGUUUCUUUCAGAAAUUUUCCCCAGGGGGUGCACUUCAGAUUUUGGGGGGGUGGGGGCACUUUGGAUUUUUCAGGGGUGGGGGGGGGGACAGUGCCAGCAGUGCCAGUUGAUUUAUUGUUGGAAAUAUUUUCGCUCGGGGGAGGGGGGUGCUUGGCUUUACUGGGGGGGGGGGGUCACUGCCCCCCCCCCCGGCCGAGAUAUAGCUGAAAGAAACCCUGCAUCUAACCCAGAUUGCAUAAAAUUUUAAACUUAUAUAAACUUUCCUGACCUUUUUCUUUUGAUUUUUACAUCAAAAUGAUACACUUUUAAAUUAUUAUUUUUUUUGGGUCUCUCCUACAUUUAAUUUUAACCCAUGAAACUCUCUAUGUUUCACUGUUUCAAUGUUGUUGACUUCAGUUUGAAACAGCGACACUUUGCCUUUCACUUCCAGAUUUUAUUGUAAUGUCGGUGUAUCUAUAAUUCCUAUUUCACAGAGACAAUGUCAUCACAUGUGUAUGACAGCCCAUCACCGGGGGUGCUACACAAGGGCUGACAAGAACAACUCAACCAUGAUUCAGUAUUCAUUAUUUAAAUUUAAAUAGAACUGAGUUCUUUGCGUGUCAAAAUUUAUUAGUUCAAAUUUUUUUAGAAUGUUUUUUUUAAAAAAAACAUGUUAAAAAGCAUAAAAAUUUUACACAGAUGAACUAUAAUAAUAGAAUGGUUAUUUCUUCUUCAGAUGAACAAAAUCUUAAGCUGGCAAGUUUUGUUGUUGUAAAGGUAUUUUGUAUUUAUAUAAAGAAAUAAUUUCCCUUACUAUACCGUUACAACAAGAGAUACAUGUCACAGCCAGGGAUAAAUGUCAUGACAAGAGAUACAUGUCAUAGGGAUACAUGUUAUGACAAGAGAUACAUGUCAUAGUCAGGGAUACAUGUUAUGACAAGAGAUACAUGUCAUAGUCAUGGAUACAUGUCAUUACAAGAGAUACAUGUCAUAGUCAGGGAUACAUGUUAUGACAAGAGAUACAUGUCAUAGUCAUGGAUACAUGUCACUAGGGGUGUGCCGGAUCCGUUUUUUCCAACCGGAUCCGGAUUUUCUUAUGCGAAAUCCGCCGGAUCCGGAUUCCGGUUUCUCCCGGAUUCCGGAUUUUGGUACUAUUGGUAGAUACUUCGGUAAGUCAAGGUGGACUACUACUUUUUGUGUAUGGGAAUUCGCAAUCGGCGCCAAAAAAUCCGAGUUUUUAAUUUUCCGAUGUGUGUGUCUAUUUAUUAUUAAAUUAGUACUUUCGAUAUAUAUUUGAGUUCCGUUCCAUUUGGAUAAGUGUCUUACGAGAGACGCCAUGUUUCUACGCGUUCGCAGCAGGUUAUGCAGCUCGCUCAACCUAAUUUCGCCAUGGGGUUGGCCACGCCCCCCUUUUUAAUGGCGGAAGUUGACGAUACUUAGGAAAUAUUAAUUUAUUAUCACUAUUUACAUCAAAAUAAUUGAUAACUUGUGUUUCAGAAUGCAUUUAAAGACAUUUAAACUGGAAUGUUUUAAUUUGAGCUUUAACAACCCGGUAGAAUCCAUAUUAUAAAUGAUCAGAAUUUACCGUGUGCAACACGUUGUCAUUGGCAACCAUUCACAGCCACUUGCAUAACUGUAUCGUAGUACUACCUCAGAGUUUCAUUCAUAAGAGUUUGCCGUGUGCAAAAACUAUUAAACCAUUGGUCAGGGAAAGCUUUAAUUAAUUAUUCAUGUGCCAAAGUUGAAAGUUUAAACUAAGUCUAAACAGUAUUUUAGUGAUAAGGCAGGGAAUGCGUUGCCUUAUAUAAACUAUAUAGUCAUUGCGCAUGACGGGAUUGGUGGAAUGAGAUCACAGAAUGUGGAGAUGCAGUCCAUGUUAAAAAAUGACAAACCAAGUCGUACUUUAAAAAUUCAUAACUUUAAAACUACAACAGCUAAAAAUAUGAUUUUGGUGUUAUAAUUCUUUAAAAAAUUACAUCUUUUCAACUAUGCCAUUGGUUUAUUUUUACAAAAAGUUUAAAUUUUCUUAUCAAAGUCCCUACACUAUUGGCCACUAUUAGCGGUGCUGACUCUAGCCUCUGGUAUGUACGGAAUAUUAAACAUUAAACAAGCUCAACGCUCGAAACAAUCGAUUAAUGUAUCGUGAUCGUGUGAAAUUCGGGAAAGAGAAUUACUUUUAUUUCAGAUUAUGAUCCGGUGAGUCACAAAAUCUGGCAAAUUCCGAAAUCCGGUAUAUUCCGGAUUCCGGAAUCCGGUUGUUCCGGAUACAUGUAAAUCCGGCGGAACCGGAUUUCACCGGAUAGUGCAAAAUCCGGCACACCCCUACAUGUCACUACAUGAGAUACAUGUCAUAGUCAUUGAUGCAUGUCAUAGUCAUAUAAAGGUGUACUUAAAGGUGUCAUUGAUGCAUGUUAUGACAAGAGAUACAUGUCAUAGCCAGGGACACAUGUAUCAGCCUGAAAUAAGUUGUUAUGAUUGCAUGCAGUAGGAUGUCAAAUUUUGAAAAAAAUAAUUUAAAUUAAAACUAGGGUAAACUGAACCAAAAUUUUACUUGGUUCUUACAUUGCAAUACUCGUAUAUUUUAUUAUAUUGAUGCUCAUAUUAUAUCAUGCCACACAUUGCAGCACAUAUAGAUUCAUUUCCAGAAUUCUUCCCUGUUUUUUUGUUAUAAUUGAUUGUAAAUAAAAAGUUAAUUGCUAACUUUAAAAAAAAAAUUUUAUACAUCUUAUUUUAAGCUUAUUUUCUAAUUAAAUAUGUACAUUAUUGGUAUCGGUAAUGUUUUUUAUUGUGGAAUAGUUGUUCAUGGAUAAACUCAUUAAAAUUUCUAUAGUUCAUAGUGUUUGCUGUUAUGGGGCAUUAUUAAUUAUGUAUUGGAUCACCAGUAAUCUUCACUAUUAAAUUUUCUACUUUCAGUUGUAUGUGACCAAAAUUGUUAAAUUUUUAAAAUAAAUUUUGAAAUGUGGUAACUGAAACACAAUUAGCUAUUAAGAAUAAAGAAAAAAACUCACUUAAAAAAGAAAGAUAUUAAUGAAUUACAAUGAAUAAAAUAGGAUCAUUAUUUUUAUAGUAGGUAAUAAUAAUCGCUACAAAAAAAUAAUGGCAUUCUGACGAUGAAAGAAGUUAAUGCUUUGAAUUUGAUACAGAAGGUUAACUCGCCAUAUUCCAUUCACAUUUGUUUAUCACCACCACUUCAUGACUAAUAUCUGUUGCCAAUAUUUCAGUUUGUGUCAUAAAUCUAAACACACACACUAUUACUCAUGUGUUGUAUAUAUUAAUACAAUUGAUUAUCAUUCAUCUAUCUAUUAUCUAGUCACUGUAUUAAAAACUGUCGUGUAAAUUUUUCUUGUCUUAGCUGUAAAUGACUGGCUUGGUGAACACAUUGACCUAAAAAAGGAACCAUUGAGACUCGCUUUGGGUUAUUGCUUUUUUAAGAAACCCACUCACUAUAUGCAUUUGUUUGGAGGCUAAGAUGUCAUAGUAAGGGGCACAACUGUUCAAGUAACUGACACAGUUGUUCAACAGUUUUUUUUCAGUUUUAGAACUCUCAUAAAAAAUUUCUUAUGUAAUAUUUGUAAAGCAAAUACACUUUUCUACCAUGCUGAUCUAGCCUUAACAGUUUUUUGUACAUUUGUGCCUGGUAUUGUCUCAAAUCAAAUAGAUUUGCUUUAACAUACAGGUAAAAAUUAUGUAAAGUUAAGAUGGUCACUUGUGCUCCAUGCUAGUCUCACUAGGAAUUUAUAUAUUUUGAAAAGUUUCAAGAGUUGGCUUACCGGUAUAGAUGUUUGUAAUGCAUUGGUCAUUGAAAUGUUUUAACUUUUCUUUAAUUAUCUACUUCUGCUGUCAAGAUAAACUUUAAAUUUCA
Molecule: messenger RNA, 14547 nt
Organism: Lymnaea stagnalis (great pond snail)
Lineage: Eukaryota; Metazoa; Mollusca; Gastropoda; Lymnaeidae
Source: the annotation of a GenBank genome assembly